Phymastichus coffea is the source of this 744-nucleotide messenger RNA. Its product is annotated as trypsin-7-like. Gene Ontology annotation, molecular function: serine-type endopeptidase activity. Lineage: Eukaryota; Metazoa; Arthropoda; Insecta; Hymenoptera; Eulophidae. The coding region runs from base 1 to 744 and encodes 247 amino acids. The record is from RefSeq and is a predicted model, not a curated record. The transcript is spliced from 6 exons. Gene Ontology annotation, biological process: proteolysis.
AUGAAGGCAGCGUAUAUUGUACUGUGCAUCGCCGUUGGCACGAAUUAUUGCAAUGUUGGUGCAAGUAAGAAAGAGAAGUAUCCCAAAGGUGCUUUAGCGAAACUAGAAAAUAUGCCAUUCCACGCUGAUAUCUGGUUUAAUGGGGUAAAUAAGUGUGGUGCAACUAUCAUCGACCAAUCGUGGGUAUUGACUAGAGCUCGUUGCAUCAAAAAUGAAAAAAAAAUCGUGGUACGAACAGGUAGCAAAUACAAAUCUAUUGAUGGAACAAGACACAAAGUAGAAAAAGCGAUUAGACAUCCUAAUUAUAACAACAUAACCAACGACAAUGAUAUCGCUCUAAUCAAGCUGAAAAAGCCUAUGAAAAUCAAAAAGAUACAGAAGCCAAUAUCAAUCGCAAACCCGUCUGACAUUACGAAAAAAGGACAAAUAUUGAUAAUAACUGGCUUUAGAGAUGAUGAUUCGGAUCCAUCGAGCCCAUUGAAAUACUCUUUCGUAUCAGUAAUGAAUCGGGCAAACUGCAGAAAAGCUUUCAAAAGAACUCUGGUAUCAGACAACGUAUUUUGCGCUACUAAAGGUCAUAUCGAUGCUUGUACGGGCUAUUCCGGAGGUCCAGCUAUCAGUGUCGACAAGUUGUAUGGAAUCAUUUCUUCUAGUGACUCGUGUUCCCACAGUACUCCAGGUGUUUAUACUAGAGUUCAUAAGUAUUACGAUUGGAUUGUUAAUACCACGGGAUUGACAUUCUAA